Molecule: messenger RNA, 1056 nt
Organism: Cooperia oncophora
Lineage: Eukaryota; Metazoa; Nematoda; Chromadorea; Rhabditida; Trichostrongylidae
Source: the annotation of a GenBank genome assembly
AUGUUAGAGCAAUGCCGUAUGGACGUACGCUUUCAUCUGGAAGGAACGCCUUAUGUCGCCGAUGACACCAUAGGUACAGGCGCCUAUGGAGUUGUAUGUAAAGCAAAGCACCUGCCUUCACAACGAGCCGUGGCUAUCAAGAAAAUUCCCCGCGCUUUUGCAGCGCAUACGUUGGCGAAACGGUCGUUACGUGAAGUGCGCAUACUACGGGAACUUCGACAUGAAAACAUAAUCGCCGUACUCGAUAUGUUCACUGCCGAAGGCACUCAUGGCCGUGAUAUCUACAUGGUAAUGGACCUUAUGGAAACUGAUCUGCAUCAGAUCAUUCACAGUCGCCAAGCGCUCGUCGAACAGCACUUUCAGUAUUUUCUCUACCAGCUCCUCCGAGGACUAAAGUAUCUGCACUCGGUUGGUAUUGUACAUCGAGAUCUGAAGCCUUCAAAUCUUCUGGUGAACGGCGAUUGCUUGCUUCGGAUAGCUGAUUUUGGUAUGGCACGGUCCACGGAGCAGACGAGGCCUACCACUGACAAAUUUCUCACGCAGUACGUCGCUACCAGGUGGUAUCGUGCUCCUGAACUCCUAUUCUCAAUGAUCGAUUACGAUACCAAGGUAGACAUGUGGUCAGCUGGAUGUAUAUUCGCCGAGAUGAUCAUGCGACGACAAAUCUUCCCGGGUAAAGAUGGAGUGUCCCAAGUGAAGAUGAUUGUGUACUACUUGGGAACUCCUGAAGAGCGAGUGAUGUCACAGAUCACAUCAGACAUUGUCCUGGGAUGGAUAGAAAGCUGUGGGAAGAAAGAGCCGCUUCCUUGGUCGGCGAUUCUUCCAAAAGCAAGUGCUGAAGCUUUGGAAGUGAUUGAUAGGUUACUUCAAAUCUCGCCGUGGAAUAGAUCGAAUGCCGAGGAAGUCCUCGCUCUACCUUAUCUCGCCACAUAUCACGAUCCAGCAUUUGAACCCACCUGUCCACUAAAGGCCCGAUUCGACGCCGACGCUAUAGAAGAGCUACCCGUCAACAAACUGACUCGAAACAUCUGUGCGUGUUCAUCGAAGCCAGCCUAA